GUGCACUAAAUUUUAUUAUCAUUUGUGACAAUUUACACAAAAUUUUGCUCUGCGAAAUGGGGAUCGAAUCAACGUACGAAAUUCACCAAAACGCUUACAUCAAGCUAGUCCUCCAUGCAUCGAAGCACAAAACUUCCGCCGUCAACGGCGUCCUCCUCGGCCGUAUCUCCGGCGACUCCGCCGUCGUAGAAAUUGUGGAGUCCGUUCCAUUGUUCCACUCCCAAAUUGGCGUCCUUCCUCCUCUCGAAAUUGCCCUAAUUAUGAUUGAGGAGUAUUAUUUUGAUAAAGGUUUAAGUAUUGUUGGUUACUUUCAUGCCAAUGAGAGAUUUGAUGAUUCCGAGCUAGGAAGUGUUGCUAAGAAUAUUGCAGAUCAUAUCUACAAAUAUUUCCCUCAAGCUGCUGUGCUCCUGCUGGAUAACAAGAAGUUUGAAACUUUAUCAAAAGAGGGGAAAGACAGGAGUCCUGUAAUGCAGCUUUACACCAAGGAUACAUCUAGGAGCUGGAAACUAGUGGGAUCAGAUGGAAGCAGCCGUUUGAAAAUUAAACAGCCAUCAGCAAAUGUCAUCCUUCUAGAUUUCAUUUCAUCGGGGAAAUGGAAGGAUAUUAUAGAUUUCGAUGACCACCUUGAUGACAUUAGCAAGGACUGGGUGAACACAGAGCUCUUCAAUUGAAGCUGCUAUGUGUAUCUCAUGUUGUUUCCGUCUCUGAAGGGAAAUGAUUCAUCACUUUGGUUAUAACAUUGUGAUCCAAUAGACGGCAGCCUGCUGGUUAUGCUCUCAAGAAAAGGUGAUACAUUUGUCAAAAGUGCUUUCAAUCUUUCAGAAAGACUCUCGAUAUAACAUGUUCUCCAGCUUAUUGAUAUUUACCCUGUGCCUAGGCCAUCUCGAUAUUAUCUGUUUUUACCACUUCUCCAGAUUUCCAUGAAAUACAAGUAAGCAGAGUGUUUAUUUUGAUCCCCCUUGUGUAGUUUCAUGCACAUCAUUUAGUUAUCGCUUUACUUCCCAAUCCAACUUGUUGGAACUGAGGCAUCACAUGACCAGAAGAAUUGUGUGAAAUAAGUGAAUUUAUCCAGUUGAGGCAUUCUUGAUUGAUUGAGACAAAAAAAAUUCCCUCAAUACAGCUUCACUCCGUCAAGCCUGUACGAGUAGUUGUUUUACUGUCUUAAUGUAAUGAGGGAGGAGAAUAGGAUAUUCUCAAAGUUUUAGCAAGUCCAUACUGACUAAUGGUUGUGCUUCUCUAAUGCCAUUUAGUUGCCACAGCCCUCAAGAUGAAGGGUUUGUUUUUAAAGUUCGUACCCUAUAUAUUUUUUUAUUAAGGAUUGAAGAGAAUAUUUGCCAUGACUUUUGAUGGUAAAAAAUAAUUUCGUCUAUAAGCAAAA
Solanum lycopersicum (tomato) is the source of this 1378-nucleotide messenger RNA. Its product is annotated as ER membrane protein complex subunit 8/9 homolog. Gene Ontology annotation, cellular component: EMC complex. The record is from RefSeq and is a predicted model, not a curated record. NCBI's taxonomy places the organism in Eukaryota, Viridiplantae, Streptophyta, Magnoliopsida, Solanales, Solanaceae.